Lathyrus sativus (Indian pea) is the source of this 972-nucleotide messenger RNA. NCBI's taxonomy places the organism in Eukaryota, Viridiplantae, Streptophyta, Magnoliopsida, Fabales, Fabaceae. The record is from the annotation of a GenBank genome assembly.
AUGGGUAUAGGAUCAUCUUCAACACCAACCCUUAUAACAGAAUUAGCACCACCUGAAGCUAAAGUUACAGGCAUUUUCACCUAUCCGAUUAAGUCAUGUCGUGGCAUUUCGCUUCCUCAUGCUCCUCUCACUCCUUUUGGAUUUCGAUGGGAUCGACAGUGGGUGGUUGUGAACUCAAAAGGGAGAGCACGCUCUCAAAGAGUUGAACCAAAGCUUGCUUUGGUUGAGGUUGAACUUCCACCUGAGGCUUUUCUUCAACACUGGAAACCUACCACUGAUUCCUUCAUGGUGGUGAAAGCACCUGGAAUGGAACCUCUCAAAGUUUGUUUGAACAAACAGAAGUAUGAAGUAGUAGAUGAUAUUGGUUUGUGGGAAUGGACUGGCCCCGCUUGGGAUGAGGGAGCUGAAGCAUCACAGUGGUUCUCGGAUUAUUUAGGAAGUCCAUGUAGAUUGGUCCGCUUCAAUACCAGUUCAGAAGUUAGAAAUGUAGACCCUCGUUAUGUUGAGGGACAGCAAUGGAUCUUCUUCAGUGAUGGUUAUCCAUUCUUACUCGCAUCUCAGGAAUCCUUGGAUGCACUAAACAAGCUUCUGGAGGAACCAAUACCUAUGAAUCGUUUCAGACCCAAUAUCCUUGUUGAAGGCUGUGAACCAUAUUCUGAAGACUUUUGGAGAGAUAUCCAGAUAAGCAGGUUUUCAUUUCAGUGUGUCAAGCUGUGUGCCCGUUGUAAGAUACCACAAGUCAAUCAAGAGACAGCAAUAUAUGGAACUGAACCAACGGAAACUCUCAUGAAAGUUAGGUCUGGCCAUGUUUUGCGACCAAAUGAAAAUAACAAAAACAAGGUCUACUUUGGUCAGAAAACAGUGUGGAACUGGAAGGAUUCUUCUGGUAAAGGGGAUGGAAACGUGCUUAAAUUGGGAGAUCCCGUUUAUAUUAUCAAAAAAUAUCCUUCUCUAGCAGAAGCAGCAGCUUAA